GCAGCGGCGCGAACCUUGUGCGUCGACGCACCGGGCCCGGCCGGGAACGCCGCCGCGCGCCGCAGCGGGACCUCUGCCGCCGCGGGCCCGGGCCGGGCGGCGGUCAUGGCCUCGGCGGCUGUGGAGAGCUUCGUGAGCAAGCAGUUGGACCUGCUGGAGCUCGAGAGAGACGCGGAGGUCGAGGAGCGCAGGUCCUGGCAGGAAAACAUCUCUCUGAAAGAGCUCCAGAGCCGAGGGGUCUGUUUGCUGAAGCUGCAGGUGUCCAGCCAGCGGACCGGGCUGUACGGGCGGCUGCUGGUCACCUUCGAGCCCAGGAGAUGUGCGUCUGCCACGGCCCUUCCCAGCAACAGCUUUACUUCCGGAGAUAUAGUGGGUCUGUAUGACGAAGGCGGUCAGCUGGCCACGGGGAUCCUGACCCGGAUCAUGCAGAGAUCGGUCACAGUAGCCUUUGAUGAGUCCCAUGAUUUCCAGCUGAGCUUAGACCGAGAGCGUGCCUACAGACUGUUAAAACUCGCCAAUGACGUCACUUAUAAGCGGCUGAAAAAAGCUCUCAUUACCCUAAAGAAGUAUCAUUCUGGCCCCGCGACCUCCCUCAUAGAGGUCGUCUUCGGUGGAUCACCCCCCAGUCCUGCCAGUGAAACACAGCCGCCGCCGUUCUGUAACACCUCCCUGGACGCCUCCCAGAAGGAAGCCGUCUCCUUUGCGCUGUCCCAGAAGGAACUUGCCAUCAUCCACGGGCCUCCCGGCACUGGGAAGACCACCACUGUGGUCGAGAUCAUCCUUCAGGCUGUGAGACGGGGCUUAAAGGUGCUGUGCUGUGCCCCCUCUAACGUCGCCGUGGAUAACCUGGCAGAGCGGCUGGCGCGGUGUCAGCAGAAGGUCCUGCGCCUCGGGCACCCCGCCCGGCUGCUGGACUGCAUUCAGCAGCACUCCCUCGACGCCGUGUUGGCACGCAGCGACAGCGCCCAGAUCGUCGCAGACAUCAGAAAGGACAUCGAUCAGGCCUUCUUGAAGAACAGGCAGACCCAGGAUAAGAGAGAGAAGAGUAGUUUCUGGAACGAAAUCAAGCUGUUACGGAAAGAGCUGAAGGAGAGGGAGGAGGCCGCCAUGCUGGAGAGCCUCAGGUCGGCAGCCGUGGUGCUGGCAACGAACACAGGCGCUUCUCCCGACGGCCCUCUGAAGCUGCUGCCCGACGGCCACUUCGACGUGGUGGUCAUCGACGAGUGCGCCCAGGCCCUCGAAGCCAGCUGCUGGAUCCCCCUGCUGAAGGCCGGGAAGUGCAUCCUGGCCGGAGAUCACAAACAGCUGCCGCCCACCAUCGUGUCCCCCAAGGCUGCGGCGGCGGGCCUGGCGCGCAGCCUGAUGGAGCGCCUGGCGGCGGAGCGGGGCGCGGGCGUGGUGCGGACGCUGACGGUGCAGUACCGCAUGCACCGGGCCAUCAUGCAGUGGGCCUCGGAGGCCCUGUACCACGGGCGGCUCACCGCCCACCCUUCCGUGGCGGGCCACCUCCUGCGGGACCUCCCCGGGGUGGCCGCCACGGAGGAGACUGGCAUCCCCCUGCUGCUCGUGGACACGGCCGGCUGCGGGCUCUUUGAACUCGAAGAGGAGGACGACCAGUCUAAGGGGAACCCUGGCGAGGUGCGUCUCGUCAGCCUGCACGUCCAGGCCUUGGUGGAGGCUGGCGUCCGAGCGAGCGACAUUGCCGUCAUCACACCGUACAACCUCCAGGUGGACCUGCUCAGGCAGAGCCUCGCUCACAGGCACCCCGAGCUUGAAAUUAAGUCGGUCGAUGGCUUCCAAGGCCGAGAGAAGGAGGCUGUGGUCCUGUCCUUCGUCAGAUCCAAUAGGAAAGGCGAAGUGGGCUUCCUCGCCGAGGACCGGCGGAUCAACGUGGCCGUCACCCGCGCUCGGCGCCACGUGGCGGUCGUGUGUGAUUCGCGCACCGUUAACAGCCACGCCUUUCUGAAGAGCCUGGUGGAUCACUUCACGGAGCACGGCGAGGUGCGCACGGCCUUUGAGUAUCUCGAUGACAUCGUCCCUGAAAACUACUCCCACGAGAGUUCCCAGGGCCACGGCCAAGCUGGUGCGAGGCCCCGGGGCCCGGCCGCGGCUGCCGGGAAGCCUCCUGGAAGCCGGCCGCGGGAGGGGGUCCAGGAGGCCCGGGCGGCCGCCGGGCUGCAGCGGAAGACGCCUGGCGGGAAGCCCUCGGGCCCUGAGGUCGGGUCUCAGCCCAGCCUCAACGGAGGCGGCCUCUCCCCGGAGGCCGCGGACGGCGGAGACCGCGCGGACCGCUUCAGGGCCGAGAUAGCGGAGUUCGCGGCGAGUGAGAACACGCGGCUGGAGUUUCCCGCGUCCCUGAACUCACACGACAGGAUGUGGAUCCACCAGAUCGCGGAGGAGCACGGGCUGAGGCACGACAGCACCGGCGAAGGGAAGAAGAGGUUCAUAACCGUGAGCAAGAGGGCCCCGCCUGCCCCGCCGCCUCCAGCGGGCGGCCCCACGGCCCCCGGCCCCAUGGAGGCGGAGCCCCCUCCCGGGGAGCAGAGCGGCCGGGACCCCCCGGAUCUGAAGGCUCUGCACCUGGAAAGGCUGCAGAGGGAGAAGAGCCGGCGGGAGCCACAGGCCGAGCAGGGGCAGCGGGCCUCGCGCUCAGGGCCGCGCAAGUUACCGGAGAAGAAAAAGAAAAAAGAAGCAAAAGGAACUUUCCAGGACUUGUGCGCACCUGGUCAGGAAGCUUACGGCCCCCUGGCGCUGGGGCCCGUGACUACGCCGUGGUUCACCUGGCCGUCCCGGGUACGGCAGCGUCCGUUGGGUUUCGUUUGUGCAGUCGAUGACGUGAGGCGCGUUCUUGUCUUUAAACGUGUGCUCAGUGGAAGAGGAUGUGCUUUCCAGAGGCGCUCUCCGUGGGCCGCCACUCCUUCCGGGGAGUCCGCACGGUGCUCGCACCUCCUGGCGGUGACGGUUACUAGCUCGCUGAGGAAGGGCCGCCCCGGGCUGGACGGACACCGGGCCGGAUGGAGGGUCAUUGCCUGUUCACUGAGCCCGAAGGCAGGAAGCUGGGCAGAGCGGCUCCGUGGGGGUGAAGGACACGUGGCUAUAGACUUGCCCGGCGAGGAGGACUUCGACGCCCUGGUCUCGGCCGCCGUGAAGGCCGAUAACACCUGCGGCCUUGCUAAGUGCACAGCCAGCGUCGCGACCCUGGGUCAGCUCUGCCUGCACUGUGGCCGCCGCUUCUGCCUCAGCCACCACCUGCCGGAGAUCCACGGCUGUGGGGAGAGAGCUCGCGCCCACGCCCGGCAGAGGAUCAGCCGGGAAGGAGUCCUCUACGCCGGCAGCGGGACCAAGGACAGGUCCCUGGACCCAGCCAAGAGGGCCCAGCUCCAGAGGAGGCUGGAUAAGAAGCUGGAUGAGCUGACCAGCCAGAGGAAGAGUAAACGGAAGGAAAAGGAGACGUGACGGGCUUGUGUCUUUGAAAGAACGGGCGAGGGCGAGCAUGGCUGCCUUCUGCUUCCUUGUGGCUGCUCCCCGUGACAGCGUGCAACCCGACCCACCUGCCUGUGCCACGGCCAUGUGGGGCUCGGCGUCUGGGGGAGAAAGGGUGGGCUCUUCUAACCUGACGGGAGGGUGUCUGGGCAUGUGGUCAAGGCCAGGUAGCCCUCUCCCCGGGCACGCCCACACCCUACCUCCUCCCCGUCACUGCCAGGACCAUCGCCCGGUGCAUUCUCUCCUUCCCGGUCAGAACCGAACCCCCCCCCCCCACCCCGUCUGAAUCUUGGGGUGUUGCCAUGAGGGUCACUAAGUUCCGUUGGAGACGUGCCUCUGUGUCCCCUGCCCAGGUCCGAUGCCCCCUCAGGCUUUGUGAAAGUAAAUCCUGUCAGGGCCCGGCCGGCUUUCGGCCCAUCAGAGUGAGGGAGAGCACCCGAGAACUCAGCGCGCCUGAGAUGGGCUCUGAGAGUGUUCUCUGGGGCGCUCCUCCCGCACAUCCCCCCGCAGCUGGCUCACCCUCGUCCGUCCGUCUCCUGUCCCCUGUGGCUGCCGUGAGCCACCCUGUCCCGCGGGCGGCAGGCACGGCUCGGGCUGCACCUGCGAGGUCUGGAGGGCCCGUCGCGUGUGGCCCGUGCGGGCCCUGUGUGGGUGGAGGUCUCUGCCGGCUGCCUUAUUGAAGAGAGCCUCAGAGGCACGUCCUGUUUUAGUCCCAGGGUGUUAUUUGUGUAAACGGGGUAGAAAUUAUCUGAGAAAACAAUAAAGACAUAUGCACAUCA
Messenger RNA from Panthera uncia (snow leopard), 4262 nucleotides. RefSeq names its product immunoglobulin mu DNA binding protein 2 (gene IGHMBP2). Gene Ontology annotation, molecular function: ATP hydrolysis activity; DNA binding; 5'-3' DNA helicase activity. NCBI's taxonomy places the organism in Eukaryota, Metazoa, Chordata, Mammalia, Carnivora, Felidae. The transcript is spliced from 16 exons. The coding region runs from base 106 to 3456 and encodes 1116 amino acids. The record is from RefSeq and is a predicted model, not a curated record.